This is a messenger RNA of Botrytis sinoallii, 2355 nucleotides long. RefSeq lists its product as uncharacterized. Gene Ontology annotation, biological process: proton export across plasma membrane; sodium ion export across plasma membrane; regulation of membrane potential. Bases 1 to 2037 code for a protein of 678 amino acids. The record is from RefSeq and is a predicted model, not a curated record. The transcript has 2 exons. Gene Ontology annotation, cellular component: plasma membrane. Lineage: Eukaryota; Fungi; Ascomycota; Leotiomycetes; Helotiales; Sclerotiniaceae. Gene Ontology annotation, molecular function: sodium:proton antiporter activity.
AUGAUGGCACUAAAACCUCUGAUACCCGACAUAAAAACUUGGCGAGAAGCUCUGUUUGCUGGCCACUUCGGACCUAUUGGAGUGGGUGCCAUCUUUGUUGCUAUUCUUGCGAGAGCCGAGCUUGAGACUGACACUACAACUCCAUUAACUGAGUACCCUGACCGAGAUGCACCGAACUGGGAAUUGGUAACGGUAAUUUGGCCAAUUGUAACCUUUCUUGUUAUUUCCUCUAUUAUCGUGCAUGGAUCCUCUAUUGCCGUCUUUACCCUAGGCAAACAUAUCAAUACCCUGACACUCACAAUGUCCUACACCCAAGCCGGGGACGAUGGACCCUCUUGGAUGAAUCGUCUCCCUCGCAUCUCGUCGAUUUCGAGAUCUCAAGCUAAGACAGCAGGCUCGGAGACUGAUGGCGAGGAUAUGAGACUGGAUGAAUUACCGCCAGGUACCCUGCCACCCGCAGGAGGAAUUCCUGGAGGCUUCUUGCGCCGUCAAAAGGAGGAGGAUAAUCCAAGUCGGGCCAACAGUCGUCCUUCUUCGAUAAUUCCGCGACGCAGAAAGAAGAAGUGGGACGAUGGAGUAGGACCAGGGGGUCCUAUCAGCGAGUCGGCCAUUUAUCCUGCUCGACGAAGUCGCGAUUACUCAACUGGACAUACAUCUGAUACAUUAACGCCUGGCGAAUCUUCGCCCGAUAACGAGAAAGCAAACAUUGAUGACGAGUCAAAUGAAGGUGAACUUGGAGAAGUCCAGCACGAUCCAGAGAUGGAAGAAAUCAUGCAUCAUGGCGAGAAGCAAAGGCGACAUGAUGAGCACAUGUCAGAUGCUCAACGCAACCCUGACAAGGCGGAAGUUUAUGACGAAGGCGAUCAUAUCAUAAUCGAAAACGAAGACGGCGAUGUAUUGAAAACCCUCAAAAGUCCAGAAGCCGGGACCCCCCGGGAAGAAUUUGAGAAUCUCGAAAAGGGAGUCAAGCAAGGGCCAGGGAAAGCCUACAAAAAGUUUGGUAAGAUCAUGGGUGUUUGGAGGAACAAAGACGAGGCCAAGGAGCAUAGCGAAGGAGAAGGUUCCAAGGGGAAGAAAGGAAAGGAGCCUCGCAAGACUCGAGGUCCAGCACUGGCUUAUCAGUAUGGUAGAUCUAUUAUUGUCGAAGAUGAAGAUGGAGAAGUCGUCAAAACAUACGAAUUACCGCCCGACCCUAACAGCAAAGCCCCUAAGUCCGGCGAACCUAAUGCUGUUCGCCAAGGAAUAAACCGUAUGGGUACAUGGACAGGACUUGGUGGCAACAAGGUAGACAACUCUACCAAGACAGAUGCUACAAGUGCAGAACCAGUCCGACAAGGCAUAACUCGAAUGGGCACAUGGAAUUUUGGCAAGAAUACACCAAACACUGAAAACAAAGAAGCUGAAGAAGAAGAUGAUGAUCGUCGUAUUCGAUUCACUAUUGGAGGAGCAGGACGCCGUCUAACUAAGGAAGAUUUCUUGAAAGAAAUUCAAGGUUUAGAUCCCAAAGCAAGAUGUGAGAUUGUCGAAGAAAGUGAUGCACCCAGGGCGAUGAAGGACUUGGCAAAGAGAGACGCCAGUGAUAAAAUAAAAGGGAGCUCACGAUUGUUUGAAGCUCAAGAUACACAACUUGCUGCUGGUUCACAAACUGCACGGGUGGUUGGAAGCAAAAUGGCCAAGGCACAGGGCGCUAGAAUUGACGCAAUCACAGAAAGCAGCCCAGCAGGAAGCAGCAAGAAUGAUGUACCUGAGACAGCUGCAGAAAGGAGAAGAAGACAUGACGCUUUGAAAGGAGUAGAGGAAGAUGAAGAGACAGAUGAAGCUAGAGGACGGGGAAGGGGACGUGGACGUUCUCCUAGUCGUGGCGGUAACGGUCCAGAAGAAAAAGAAACGCCAGCAGAAAAGCGAAGACGGGAAGCAGCUCUUGGAGAAAGCGUACAGAGCGAUAGUGAUGAUGACGAUACUCCGAGAGUGCCACCACCAGCUGUACGCAGCAGGGGUAUUAGAUUCGCGCAGAGUCCUGUGAGAGGAAAGAAGUAGUUAUGGAUAUAUUAUGUACAUGCCGGCGGAUUUUUAAUGUUUUUCAAAAGGAGUUGAUCUCAUGUUACCAUAUUGUUGGGGAAGAAAUAACGGCUUUACUUGAUAAUGUUGCUACGAAAAUCUUGAGAUGAUACCUAUGUAGAUGAGCAAACUGGCAUUUUCGGAAUCAUGAUUGUUGGGUGUUGGGUAAUUUUGAAUGGGUGGUUAUACAUAGCAUAUGGAUUAACGUCAUAGAAUGAUAGAAUAUUGAAUUAGAUGGAUAGUUAUGGGUGAUGUGAAAAAAGAUGUGAUCGACUAUGACAUGUAUCUGUGUUACUG